Acanthisitta chloris (rifleman) is the source of this 1141-nucleotide messenger RNA. It is a transcript of the gene EIF3I, whose product is annotated as eukaryotic translation initiation factor 3, subunit I. The record is from RefSeq and is a predicted model, not a curated record. The annotation marks the transcript as partial. Gene Ontology annotation, cellular component: cytoplasm; eukaryotic translation initiation factor 3 complex, eIF3m. Gene Ontology annotation, biological process: cytoplasmic translational initiation. The transcript is spliced from 10 exons. Lineage: Eukaryota; Metazoa; Chordata; Aves; Passeriformes; Acanthisittidae. Gene Ontology annotation, molecular function: translation initiation factor activity; protein binding; RNA binding.
AAGCCCAUCCUGCUGCAGGGCCAUGAGCGAUCCAUCACGCAGAUCAAAUAUAACCGUGAGGGAGACUUGCUGUUCACCGUAGCUAAGGAUCCGAUUGUCAACGUGUGGUAUUCGGUGAACGGGGAGAGAUUGGGCACCUAUAAUGGGCACACAGGAGCUGUUUGGUGUGUGGAUGCUGAUUGGGACACAAGGCAUGUGCUCACUGGCUCUGCAGAUAACAGCUGUCGUCUCUGGGACUGUGAGACAGGGAAGCAGCUGGCCCUGGUGAAGACCAGCUCAGCAGUGAGGACAUGUGGCUUUGACUUUGGAGGGAACAUCAUCAUGUUUUCCACGGACAAGCAGAUGGGAUAUCAGUGCUUUGUGAGCUUCUUCGACCUGAGGGACCCCAGCCAGAUUGAGAACAAUGAGCCUUACAUGAAGAUUCCCUGCAGUGAUUCCAAGAUCACCAGUGCUGUGUGGGGCCCUCUGGGAGAGUUCAUCAUUGCAGGGCAUGAGAAUGGAGAGCUCAACCAGUUCAGUGCCAAGUCAGGGGAGCAGCUGUCCAACAUCAAGGAGCACACCAAGCAGAUCAACGACAUCCAGACCUCCAGGGACAUGACCAUGUUCAUCACUGCCUCCAAGGACAACACAGCCAAGCUCUUUGACUGCACCUCCCUGGAGCACCUGAAGACGUUCCGGACGGAGAGACCAGUGAACUCUGCUGCCCUCUCCCCCAUCUUUGACCAUGUGGUGCUUGGUGGUGGGCAGGAGGCCAUGGAUGUGACCACAACCUCCACCAGGAUUGGCAAAUUCGAGGCCAGAUUCUUCCACUUGGCUUUUGAGGAGGAGUUUGGCAGAGUGAAGGGUCACUUCGGUCCCAUCAACAGUGUCGCUUUCCACCCUGAUGGGAAGAGCUACAGCAGUGGGGGUGAGGAUGGCUACGUUCGCAUCCAUUACUUCGAUCCGCAGUACUUCGAGUUUGAAUUUGAGGCCUAAAGGAGGAUUUGCCUUUCCUCUUCUUUUUCCUCCUCCAACCCCUUGCCCAGUCCAUUGGCUCCAUCACAGGACUGUUGUAAGGCCUGAAGUUAUUCUGCUGCACAGCAGGAAGCACUUGGCAGCAAUUUUGGGAGCUGUGUGAAGGUUGGGAAGUUGGAAACACAAC